Messenger RNA from Enterobius vermicularis (human pinworm), 231 nucleotides. Lineage: Eukaryota; Metazoa; Nematoda; Chromadorea; Rhabditida; Oxyuridae. The record is from the annotation of a GenBank genome assembly.
AUGCUGGUAGUGGUAAGUAGUGAAGAUGUUAAUGAGAAGUAUAGUGGUGAUAAUGAUAAUGACGAUAAUGAUAAUGUUGAUUAUGAUUAUAACGAUAAUGAUGGUGAGAAACAAAAGUCUUGUAUAGCACAAUUUUCACCUUAUUUCUUCGUUAAUGAUUAUGAUGAUGAUGACUUUGGUUGUGAUAAUGAUGUUGAUGUUGCCGAUGCUGUUGAUAAUAAUGAUAUUUAA